Molecule: messenger RNA, 501 nt
Organism: Colletotrichum abscissum
Lineage: Eukaryota; Fungi; Ascomycota; Sordariomycetes; Glomerellales; Glomerellaceae
Exons: 2
Coding region: 1-501 (166 amino acids)
Source: RefSeq, a predicted model, not a curated record
AUGAAUCGGAUAUCAAUGAUUCUGCUGCUACUAUGCGGCAUCAUCGCUCUCGUCAGCGCAAACUCAGCACCAACAUUCUGCAAAUGCACCUGCUUCAAAAACAGCACCAUCGUAGCACUGGGCCCCCAAAAAGCAGACGGCGAACCACCAGGCAACGCACCUCCGUCCAGUCGCGAUACCUCCUCCUCCUCCUCACUCCUCAACAAGCGCGCCGCCUCCUCCUCCUGCUCGCAAUGCACAAAGGCCUUUUGCCUCAGCCGCGGCAUCGACUUCUGCAGCAAGGCUAAAGACGAAGACGUUCAGACCAUGUGCUUCCAGCGCGACAGCAACAAGGACCGCGUCAUUGUGUGGGGGUUCCUGCUAGGCACAUCGGGUUUGCUGGGGUGGGCUGUGUUUAAGAGGGCGAAUGAGCUGCGGGAGGGGAAGAGGGCGGCUGAUGCCGCUGCUGCUUCUGGGGGGAGGGGGGAUUAUAGCCAGCUUUCGCCUGCGAGGCCGAGUUGA